Solenopsis invicta (red fire ant) is the source of this 3008-nucleotide messenger RNA. Its product is annotated as plasminogen activator inhibitor 1 RNA-binding protein. NCBI's taxonomy places the organism in Eukaryota, Metazoa, Arthropoda, Insecta, Hymenoptera, Formicidae. The transcript has 5 exons. The record is from RefSeq and is a predicted model, not a curated record. Gene Ontology annotation, molecular function: RNA binding. Gene Ontology annotation, cellular component: cytoplasm; nucleus. The coding region runs from base 337 to 1584 and encodes 415 amino acids.
AUCGGGCCGACAGUGCCGACACGCGAACGAUAUUCCGAGAGCGACAAGCGAUAAUCUCGGUGGGGGAGGUGGCGCGCUCGCUGCACGGCCACGGCAAUUCCGUGCUCCCUUUCCCCUCCGCUCCCCUUCCUCCUUCUGCCUCCUUCGCCCCCGCGCUCCCCUCGUCUCUCGCGAAAGCCGCACGGUGCCGCAGCGGGGUAGACCGUAGACCUCGUGGUGGACUCGGGCUCUCCGACUCGGCCAUAUUGGAUAGUGAAUGACUCCGUUACACAGGGGCUCAAGAGUAGCCGUGAAACCUUCGCAAGAUCCUCGACGCCGUGAGGAUACUGAGCCAAGAUGGAAAACGAGUACACAGUUACGGUCACGAACAAGUUCCUGCUGGCGCUCGACGAGAGCGAGGAUCCUCUGGAGGUGCUAAAAGUGCGCGAGCAGGAGAAAGAAGCCAAGAAGAAAGAGAGGAUCUCGGAGAAGGAGAAUAAGAGCAAGCAGCAGCACCAACAGCAGCAUCAGCAGCAACAACAGCAGCAGCAGCAACAGCAGCAGCAACCGCAGGACGGUCAGAAGGCGGCCAACAACAAGACGCAGAAGAGUCGCGUGAUCAAGGACGCCCAGCAACCGCCGUCGAAGGCGCAGGAAGCUAAAAAGGAUCAAGUUGAUAAGAAGCCGACUCAACCAAGGGCCACUGGUGGCGACCGCAACGUCAAAUUUUCUGGUGAGUCUCGCGAGGAGCGCAACAACAGGCGCAACCGAGAGGAUGGAGAAAGGGCGCUGCGAGGACAAGGAGAGUUCAGGCGAGGACCUCCUAGUGAAGGCCGCGAGACCCGCGAAACCCGCGAGUCCCGCGAAUUUCGAAACACGAGUGAGACCCAACGCGGCGAAUAUGGCGAGCGUCGUGGACGUGGUGGGAUGCGCGGUAUGGGUCGCGGACGUGGUGGCCCUCGUGGACGCGGCGGUUUUGAUAAUCGCGGCAAACGCGAGUUCGAUCGUCAAUCCGGUUCUGAUAAAACAGAGAGCCUGAAUCAAGAUAGUCAAGAUUGGGCCAAUGAUAAACCUGACUCUGAUCCCCAACCGCCGACUGAAGUUAAAAAUGGAGAAACAACCGCGGAUACGACUGUUGAGGAGAAACCGGCUGAGGAAGAAACGCGCGAACUUACUCUGGACGAAUGGAAAGCUUUACGAAAUAAUAGAGCGAAGCCUCAAUACAAUUUGCGAAAGGCCGGUGAAGGUGAGGAUCUGUCACGUUGGAAAAAGAUGUACGCUCUUGAAAGGAAGAAGGAGGGUAACGAGGAAGAGGAGGAAGAGGAAGAGGAGUACGACGCGGCCGCGGAGUAUCCUCAGCGCGUCGGCAGGCAGAAACGUGUGUUGGGCAUCGAAAUCCAGUUCAGUGACUCACGACGUGGUUCCGGCGGUCGGGGCCGAGGCGGCCGCGGUCGUGGCGAUCGUAUGAACGGCGGCCGUGGAUUUGGAAAUCGUGGCGCUCCUAGAGACGGUGAUACACGCUCACAGAACGAGCAAAGGUCGCCGAGAAGUCGUCAAAACGCUCCGAAGGUAGACGACGAGAAUGACUUUCCUUCCUUGGGAUAGGUAGCUUCAUCUGUUGACUAUACAACAUCCCACCAUUGCCGUCACCAUCAGUACAUUUACUACAGAUAAAGCUACACUAACUAAAAAAUAUUACUAUCGAGAAUCUUGCGUUAGUGAUAACUAUUAUUAAUGCAUAAUACAGUACACCGUUACAAAAAUGAGAUACGUAAUAUUAUCUAAAAAUUCCUCUCGUGACUUGAACGUCAGAAUUACACAUUGGCAUAUAAUCGUACACAUGAAAAGUUGCAUGAUGUAUGAAGAAGCAAAGCAAAUAGAUAACGAUCCUUUUUUGUACUUGUGGGAAGCCAUUUGUCUGUAACUAGUCCGAGACACUGGCCAGCGGACGAACGAUCUGUGAAGAAUGGAGCAUAGUCUCUGAACUUGUUAAUAAUUUUGAAUCCAUAAUGAUGACAGAAAUAUAAAGAAGAGCGAGAGGGAGAGAGAGAGAAAGAAUUUAAGCGGACCAGCAAGCAUAAAACGUUGAGGAGUAUAUACUUCAAGUUACAGUUUCAAUCUGCUUAAAUCUGAAUCGAAGACAAUUGCUGAAAGAAGGGGAAAUUUUGCUGUAUACAAAAGUAGUAGAAUGUGGGCUGCGGUAUCGAUCUUGAUCUCGAUGUCGCGUUAAAGGCCUAAAGGAGGCUGGAUGUAGCAUCGAUACACGCGCGAACAUGUAAAAUAUCUCUUUUUUAGGCGUAAAUUUUAAACGCACUUUCUGUUUUAUAAGUUUUAUACGACAUUUGGAAAAGAAGAAUCCUUCCUUGUGAAACACACACACACACACACACAUGUACACAUACACAUACAUACACUGGCGAGUUUAAUUACUUGCCAUGCGUAAAAUGUAAGAAACUUAACAGGAAGGGUAGAUUUCUAUUUAAGAAAACGCAUCCUAAAUAAAUCAUCUUAGAACUUGCUAAGUUUGACAUAUAUAUAUAUAUAUAUAUAUGUAUACAUAGAGAGAGAGAGACUUCCCUUUUGAUGAUGUAGUCGAUCUUGCGAAGUUAACGUUUAAUAUCUUGAACACACAUUGACACAGUUUUAGGAUGGAUAUAUAUAUAUAUAUAUAUAUAUAUAUAUAUAUAUAUAUCAAAUAAACACAUGGAUAUGUAUACAUGUAUGUAUUCUAUUAUAAUUGAGAGAAGUGAGAAACGUGAUGCGCUGAGAGGGAAGAUAGAACGAAUGAGUCUACACUCAUAUUGCUAUGUUACACUUAUGCGUUCUCAUAUUCUUAAUUACAAACUAAUAUUAGUUAUUUACUAUAUUUGUUAUACAAUUAAAGAAAUUAUCGCAGCCAAAAGAUACACCUCAUGUCCAUCAUAGACGGAAAGAAAAGAAGAUAACAGAAAAACGUUACGAAGCUGUUUGAUGCUUAGGUAUAUGUGUAAAUAACAUUUACAAUAAUAAAUUGUGACGAUGAUCGGACA